This is a messenger RNA of Myripristis murdjan (pinecone soldierfish), 9376 nucleotides long. RefSeq names its product notch receptor 1b (gene notch1b). Gene Ontology annotation, molecular function: protein binding; calcium ion binding; signaling receptor activity. Gene Ontology annotation, biological process: multicellular organism development; regulation of DNA-templated transcription; Notch signaling pathway. Gene Ontology annotation, cellular component: plasma membrane; protein-containing complex. Lineage: Eukaryota; Metazoa; Chordata; Actinopteri; Holocentriformes; Holocentridae. The record is from RefSeq and is a predicted model, not a curated record.
ACAACAUCGCAUGUACGGACCGGAGAGACGCGCUCACUUUCUGUGGAUCUACUCAAGGAUGAACUGAAAGUUGUUGAUUUCUUUUUUUUCACCUGUCGGAGAGGAAGACACGCGUCGGAUCUAUGAAAAAACUCACGUGGAUUUAUACAACCGUUUUAAAUCAGAAGGAAUGCAUAUUUUCUUUGUGAAACUAACUUUCUUGUUGUCGCUGAUCGCACUAACACGAGGCUUAAGAUGCUUCCUGUCCACGGAGUCGUGUUUGAACCAGGGGAGGUGUGAGACAACUCCAGAUGGCAAUGGAGAGUGCAAGUGUCGGGAUGGAUACGUAGGGAACAGGUGCCAGUUUCGUGAUCCGUGCACCACCUCGCCAUGCAAGAAUGGCGGCACGUGCCGCGCCGUGCUCAGGGGAAACACAGUGGACUUCAGCUGCACAUGUGUACUGGGCUACACUGACCGCCAGUGCCUGACGCCUAUCAACAACGCCUGUCUCAGCUCGCCGUGUCGCAACGGAGGCACCUGCGAGCUGGAAAGCCUGCAGACGUACAAAUGCCGCUGUCUUCCUGGAUGGUCAGGUAAACUGUGCCAACAAGCUGACCCCUGUGCCUCAAACCCAUGUGCCAACGGUGGCCAGUGCACGUCUUUCGAGUCGCACUACAUCUGCACCUGCACGACCUUCUUCUACGGUCAGACCUGCAAACAGGACGUCAACGAGUGCGCCCAGAACCCCUCGCCCUGCAAGAAUGGCGGCGUGUGCAUCAACGAGGUGGGCACGUACCGCUGCCAGUGCCCACAGGAGUACACCGGCAGGCACUGCGAGAGCCGCUACAUGCCCUGCAGCCCCUCGCCUUGCCACAACGGAGGAACCUGCAUCCAGAAGGGAGAGACCAACUAUGAAUGCUCCUGUGUGCCAGGUUUUUCAGGAAAGAACUGCGACCACAACAUUGACGACUGUCCAGGCCACGGCUGCCAGAACGGAGGCACCUGUGUAGAUGGUGUCAACACCUACAACUGCCAGUGUAAACCAGAAUUUACAGGCCAACUGUGCACAGAGGAUGUUGACGAGUGCCAACUGAUGCCCAACGCUUGCCAAAACGGUGGCACGUGCCACAACACCUACGGCAGCUACCAGUGUGUGUGUGUGAAUGGCUGGACCGGGGACGACUGCAGUGAGAAUAUCGAUGACUGUGCCAGCGCUGCCUGCCACCACGGAGCCACCUGCCAUGACCGCGUGGCGUCCUUCUACUGUGAAUGCCCGCACGGCCGCACAGGGCUGCUGUGCCAGCUGGACGACGCCUGCAUCAGCAACCCAUGUCAGAAGGGCUCAAACUGUGACACCAACCCCGUCAGCGGAAACCAUUUCUGUACCUGCCCCCCAGGCUACUUUGGGGCUUCCUGCGACCAGGACGUUGACGAGUGCUCGCUGGGCUCAAACCCGUGUGAGCAUGCAGGGAAGUGUCUGAACACCAAAGGCUCGUUCCAGUGCAAGUGCCAGCGGGGUUACGUGGGGCCACGCUGCGAGCUGGACAUCAACGAGUGCAUGUCGAACCCGUGCCUGAACGAAGCCACCUGCCUCGACCAAAUUGGAGACUUUCACUGCAUCUGCAUGCCAGGCUACGAGGGGGAGUUCUGCGAGAUCAAUACGGACGAGUGCGCCAACAGCCCCUGCCUCAACAACGGCAAGUGUAUCGACAAGAUCAACGCCUUCCACUGCCAGUGCCCCACAGGCUUCACUGGGAACCUUUGCCAGAUAGAUAUCGAUGAAUGUGCCAGCACGCCUUGCAAAAACGGCGCCAAGUGUACAGACGGCCCCAACAAAUACACCUGCGAGUGCACUGAAGGCUACACCGGGAAGCACUGUGAGACAGACAUCAAUGAGUGUUACUCGGAUCCGUGCCACUAUGGCACCUGCCAGGACGGCCUGGCCUCCUUCACCUGCUACUGCCGCCCUGGUUACACCGGCCGGCUGUGCGAGACCAACAUCAACGAGUGUCUGAGCCAGCCGUGCAGGAACGGAGGCACCUGCCAGGAUCGAGAGAACUCAUACAUCUGCAGCUGUCCCAAGGGCACCACAGGAAUCAACUGUGAAAUCAACAUAGAUGACUGCAAGAGCAACCCCUGUGACUACGGGACAUGCAUCGACAAGAUCGAUGGCUACGAGUGUGCCUGUGAACCCGGCUACACUGGUACCAUGUGUAACAUCAACAUUGAUGAAUGUGCCAUCAACCCCUGCCACAACGGCGGCACCUGCAUUGAUGGCAUCAACGGGUUCACCUGCGCGUGUCCGGAGGGUUACCACGAUGCCACCUGCUUCUCCCAGGUCAAUGAGUGCCUCAGCAACCCCUGCAUCCAUGGCCACUGCGAGGACAAGGUCAAUGGCUAUAAAUGCCUUUGUGACUCUGGCUGGAGCGGUAAAAACUGUGACAUCAACAACAAUGAAUGUGAGUCCAACCCAUGUAUGAAUGGAGGCACCUGCAAGGACAUGACAAGCGGAUAUGUGUGCACCUGCCGCAUGGGCUUCACAGGGCCGAGCUGCCAGACCAACAUCAAUGAAUGUGCGUCCAACCCCUGCCUCAACCAGGGGACCUGCAUUGACGAUGUCGCAGGCUACAAGUGCAACUGCGUUCUCCCUUACACUGGAGAGAACUGUGAGACUUUGCUGGCCCCCUGCAGCGCCAAACCCUGCAAGAAUGGAGGUGUGUGCCAGGAGUCGAAGGACUAUGAAAGCUUUUCCUGUGUCUGUCCUGAGGGAUGGCAAGGCCAAACCUGUGAGGUGGACAUCGACGAGUGUGUGAAGAACCCCUGUCGCAAUGGAGCGACCUGCCAGAACACGAUGGGCAGUUACCGCUGCGGCUGCAAACCGGGCUACACCGGGCGCAACUGCGAAACUGACGUUGACGACUGCAAGCCCAACCCCUGCAGCAACGGAGGCUUCUGUAAGGACGAGGUGAACGGCUUCCUGUGCACCUGCCCGCCCGGGUUCAGGGGCACCAAGUGCGAGGAGGACAUCAAUGAGUGUGAGAGUAACCCAUGCAAGAACGGGGCCAACUGCACCGACUGCGUCAACAGCUACACCUGUACCUGCCCGCCCGGCUUCAGCGGAAUCCACUGUGAAAAUAACACUCCCGACUGCACGGAGAGUUCCUGCUUCAAUGGCGGCACCUGUGUGGACGGCAUCAACACCUUCACAUGUUUAUGCCCGCCGGGCUUCACUGGCAUCUACUGCCAACAUGACAUCAAUGAGUGUGACUCCAAACCCUGCUUGAACGGCGGCACCUGCCAGGACAGCUAUGGCACCUACAAGUGUACCUGCCCACAUGGGUACACCGGGCUCAACUGUCAGAACUUAGUCCGCUGGUGCGACUCGUCACCGUGUAAGAACGGGGGGACUUGCUGGCAGACAGGUACCACCUACAGCUGUGAGUGCGAGACUGGCUGGACCGGCCUGUACUGUGAUGUACCAAGUGUCUCCUGUGAAGUGGCAGCCAAACAGAGAGGCGUCGAUGUAGCCCAUCUGUGUCGAAACUCGGGCCAGUGUCUGGACGCAGGCAACACUCACUACUGCCACUGUCAGGUUGGAUAUACCGGGAGCUACUGUGAGGAGCAGGUGGACGAGUGCACCCCGAACCCCUGCCAAAACGGAGCCACCUGCACCGACUUCCUCGGAGGAUACUCCUGCAAGUGCAUGCCAGGGUAUGUGGGGACGAACUGCUCUGACGAGAUCAAUGAGUGUUUCUCCCAGCCGUGCCAGAAUGGGGGCACCUGCAUUGACCUGAUCAAUACCUACAAAUGCUCCUGUCCCCGGGGAACCCAAGGUGUGCACUGUGAGAUCAACAUAGACGACUGCAACCCGUUCACCGACCCUGUCACCAACGAGCCCAAGUGUUUCAACAAAGAGUGUGUGGAUCGGGUCGGGGGCUACCACUGCAUCUGCCCGGCGGGCUACGUGGGCGAGCGCUGCGAAGGCGACGUCAACGAGUGUCUGUCCAACCCCUGUGAUCCGAGGGGCACACACAACUGCAUCCAGCUCACCAACAACUACCGCUGCGAGUGCCGCACUGGAUACACUGGCCAGCGCUGUGACACAGUAUUUGAUGGUUGUAAGGGCAAACCCUGUCAUAAUGGAGGGACCUGUGCUGUUGCCAGCAACACCCCACAUGGCUUCAUCUGUAAAUGUCCUCCAGGAUUUACUGGCUCCACAUGUGAAUACGACGCCCAGGCCUGCGGUAGCCUCCACUGCCGUAAUGGAGGCACCUGCAUCUCGGGCCACAAGAACCCCAAAUGUCUGUGCACCCCGUCAUUCACUGGGCCCGAAUGCCAGUAUCCCACCGACAGCCCCUGCAACUCCAACCCGUGCUACAACGGCGGCACCUGCGAGUACAUCUCCGAGGCGCCGUACUACCACUGCGUCUGCCCCGUCCACUUCAACGGCAUCCGCUGCCACAUCCUGGAUUACAGCUUCCUGGGUGGGCCCGGGCACGACAUCCCACACUCGGUCGAGGUCGAGGUCAAGUGCGAGAACCCGCAGUGUGAGGAGCGCAAGGGCAACAAGUUCUGCGAUGUGGCCUGCAACAACCACUCCUGCGGCUGGGACGGCGGCGACUGCUCGCUCAACUUCAACGACCCGUGGAAGAACUGCUCAGCUUCCCUGCAGUGCUGGCGCUACUUCAACAACGGCAAGUGUGACUCGCAGUGUGACAAUGCUGGAUGCCUCUAUGACGGCUUCGACUGCCAGAACCUGGAGGGACAGUGCAACCCUCUGUAUGACCAGUACUGUAAGGACCACUAUGCCGAUGGCCACUGUGACCAGGGCUGCAACAACGCAGAGUGCGAGUGGGACGGCCUGGACUGCGCCAACAGCGUGCCUGAGAAACUCGCGGUGGGCCGUCUGGUCGUGGUGGUGCACAUCCUGCCCGAGCAGCUCCUGAACAACUCCUUCGGCUUCCUCCGUGAGCUGAGCCGGGUCCUGCACACGAACGUGGUGUUCAGGAAGGACGCCCACGGGAAGAUGAUGGUGUACCCCUACUAUGGCAGUGAGCAGGAGCUCAAAAAGCACAACAUCAAGCGCUCGGUGGACACCUGGGCAGAGAUUCCCAGUGAUGUGCUGAACUUGGUGAGGAGGAGCCUGUACGAUGUGGCGGGCGGGAGCAGACGGAUGCGAAGGGAGCUGGAUCACAUGCAGAUCAAAGGAUCCAUAGUGUAUUUGGAGAUAGACAACCGCCAGUGCCUCCAGCAGUCCACCGAGUGUUUCCAGAGUGCCACCGAUGUAGCGGCCUUCCUCGGUGCUUUGGCCUCCAGCGGCAAACUGAACGUACCCUACAUCAUCGAGGCUGUUCACAGUGAGGUGGACCCCCAGCCUCCCAAGGAACUCUAUCCCAUCUACGUGGUCCUGGCUGGGGUGGCGCUGCUGGCCUUCUGCGGGGUGGGAAUGGUGGCUACCCGAAAACGCCGCCACGAGCACGGGCGCCUUUGGCUCCCCGAAGGCUUCAAGACCAGUGAGACCAGCAAGAAGAAGAGACGUGAGCCUGUCGGAGAGGAUUCAGUGGGAUUAAAGCCACUGAAGAACACAUCUGACAUAUCUCUCAUGGAUGACACCCAGAACGAAUGGGGAGACGACGAGCCUUCAGACGCCAAGCGCUUCAGGCAGUUUGACGAGCAGGCUAUACUGGAGCUGGAUGACCAGACAGACCACCGCCAAUGGACCCAGCAGCACUUGGAUGCUGCCGACCUGCGUAUACCCUCCAUCGCUCCCACACCGCCCCAGGGCGAGAUUGAGAGUGACUGCAUGGAUGUCAACGUCCGAGGACCAGAUGGAUUCACGCCCCUGAUGAUUGCAUCGUGCAGUGGAGGAGGUUUAGAAACAGGCAACAGUGAGGAAGAGGAGGAUGCCUCUGCCAACGUUAUCAAUGACUUUAUCUACCAGGGCGCUAACCUUCACAACCAGACUGACCGCACAGGUGAAACUGCCCUUCACCUGGCUGCCCGCUACGCCCGCUCUGAUGCUGCCAAGCGCCUGCUGGAGGCCAGUGCUGAUGCCAACAUCCAGGACAACAUGGGCAGAACGCCUCUGCAUGCUGCUGUGGCAGCUGAUGCCCAGGGGGUCUUCCAGAUUUUGAUAAGGAACCGUGCCACAGACCUGGAUGCCCGCAUGCAUGAUGGCACCACACCACUGAUCUUGGCUGCCAGGCUGGCAGUGGAGGGCAUGGUCGAGGAGCUCAUUAACUGCCACGCUGAUGUCAAUGCAAUUGAUGAUUUCGGUAAAUCAGCGUUGCACUGGGCUGCAGCUGUCAACAAUGUGGAAGCAGCUAUUGUGCUUCUGAAGAGUGGCGCAAAUAAGGACAUGCAGAAUAACAAGGAGGAAACCCCACUAUUCCUGGCUGCCAGGGAAGGAAGCUAUGAGACUGCCAAGGUCUUACUGGAGCACUUUGCCAACCGAGAGAUCACUGACCACAUGGACCGACUGCCCAGAGACAUUGCUCAAGAGCGAAUGCACCACGAUAUUGUGCGGCUGAUGGACGAGUACAACCUGGUACGAAGUCCUCCCAUGCACGGAGGCUCACUCAGCACCACCUUGUCACCACCUCUUUGCUCGCCCAACAGCUAUCUGGGCAGCAUGAAGCAGCCCCAGCCUCAGGGCCAAGGCCAGGGCAAAAAGGCACGUAAGCCCAGCACCAAGGGCAUCGGGUGCAAGGAUGGCAAAGACAUGAAGGUGAAGAAGAAGAAUUCCCAGGAUGGGAAGUCGGGCAGCCUUCUGGACAGCUCAGCUGUUCUGUCCCCGGUUGACUCGCUAGAGUCCCCCCAUGGUUAUAUCUCUGAUGUGGCAUCACCACCCAUGAUGACGUCACCCUUCCAGCAGUCACCAUCAGUGUCCCUCAAUCAUAUGCAGGGCAUGUCCGACCCCCACCUGGCUGUCAACCACAUGGUCAUACCCAACAAGCAGGAGCUGGCCCGAAUGCAGUUUGACCCGCUGCCUCCUCGUCUCAGCCAUCUGCCCGUGUCUGGCUCCAAUAGCCAGGGGGCCAUGAACGGCCAGUGUGAUUGGCUCUCCAGGAUGCAUAGCAGCAUGAGCCAGCCAGGCCAGUUCAACCACAUGAGAGGGGCUGCAGGCAGUCAGGGAGGUUUGCACCAGGGAGGACAGCACAGCAUGAUGACCUCCCUCCACAACGGCCACCCGACCACCAGCCUGUCUCAGAUGAUGACCUACCAGGGGAUCCAGAGCACCAGACUGAGUUCGCAGCCCCACAUCAUGCAGCAGCAGGCUCAGCAGAUGCAGCAGAUGCAGAACCUCCAGCAGCUGCAGCAGCAGCAACAACAACAACAGCAGCAGCAGCAGCAGCAACAGCAGAGCAUCCAGCUGCAGCACCAGAACUCAAACACUGCCAGCAGCCAGAACUUCAGCGAGCUCAGUUCCCCGGAGCUCCAGACGGGCACGGGGAAUUCCACCAUGCCCAUCCACACCAUCCUGCCCCAGGAGACACAGGUCAUGCCCUCCUCCCUCAACCAGUCCAUGCCCAGCACCCAAUUCCUCACCCCGCCCUCCCAGCACAGCUACUCAGGCCCUAUGGACAACACCCCCAACCAUCAACUCCAGGUGCCUGACCAUCCCUUUCUGACCCCUUCCCCUGGCUCCCCCGACCAAUGGUCAAGCUCCUCUCCGCACUCCAACAUGUCAGAUUGGUCGGAGGGAAUCUCAAGUCCACCGACCAGCAUGCAGUCUCAGAUUGCACAUAUACCCGAACAGUUCAAAUAAGAAGCUUGUAUCUUUACACCCAAAUGAACUGCUGAAUAUUUUUUUAUGAAAAAGGCACUCUUGGUGGAAAAAAAAACGGAAAAAGGCAAAGCUAUAAUCAGAGCAGACAGAAGGACUUUUUUAUAUGCUUUUAUACUAACAGCCAGAAUGACCUGUGUCUCAUUCAUUCUUUUUUUAUUUAUUAAUGUCUUAUUUAUACUUUACAUCGCCUGCUUACAGAAAUUUUGGAGAUCCAUGGUGUCGGGUUAUACACACGGGAGAGAAAGGCCUUAGAGAGACUAAAGCUCUCCCGAUUUUCUUCUAGUGCUUCUUUUCUGCAGUUAACUGGCUCACGGCAUACACACUGGGUAUUUAUUUUCUCAAGGAUUUUUAGUCUUUGCCUCUUUUUCAUAUGAUUUCUCAAUCUUUGUUUAUAUUUUGCUGUUUUUUUUUUCUUUUUGUAUAAUCUUGUGUAUAAACGAAACAGUGAUUAAAGGGCAUUUUUAUAGAGCACAUUUUAUGUUACAGUGUUACUUCAGUUUAAGUGUGUGAAAUGUUGUCAUGAAUUUAUUAAAAAAAACAAAAAAACAAAAGCAAGUUGUGAGUGUUGCCAGAAAAAAUGUGUCCUAUAUUUCAUGCACAGGUCCUGUAUGAUGAAGAGCUGUUUUUUUUCCACAAUCAUGCCAGUUUAAAUUUCUCGUGAUUCUUUUAGUUACACUCAGUUGAGUUGUAUUCAUGUUUUUUCAAUCAAUGGAAUAACAUUCAUUUGUGCCACUAGAUUUUAUUGUGUGUGUGUGUGUGUGUGUCUGUGUGUGUGUGUGUGUGUGUGUGUGUGUGUGUGUGCACGCGCAUUUGUAGCGAUGGGAUGGGGAUGUGAGGGGUUGUACAGUAUACAGCCAUCUUGGAGAUUGGCAUUUAAAACAGGCCUGAGUAUGUGUUGGUCCUGUGGCAUUGGAAAAAAACUGGCCCAGUGGUCACGUUGUAUCUUGUUGUCCAGAGGGAAAAAGGAAAAAUUCACUUUCCCUUUACCUUCUGUUAGUUUGAGCCUAUGGCUGUGUUCAUUCUUUUGUAAAUAUGUUAUGCAUUUCCUUCGUAAGCAGGAUAUUGUUUCAGAAAUCUGAUGUCUUACGCAUGCCAGAUCGUCUCACCACAGUCAACAGCCUCUCGGUUUUUACACACAGAACAGGACAUUUAUUUUAGUUUGUGUCCCUGCAGCAGAGAUCCACACCUUCAUAUGCAUACAAUGUAUUGUAAGACUUUUUUCAAAAAAAAAAUGCAGAAAUGUUGAGGUUUUAUGAAUUCAUAUUUAUUUACACUUCUGCAACUCAAAAAUCCGAGGCCUCCAUUGGUGCAUAUGAUUAAAUGUUUUUUUUUUUUUCUUUUUUAAAAAUUCUUUACUAAAAUGGAAAACUUGUUGGCCAUAUUCUCUGUUGUGUCUGUUCUAAUGCUUUGUGAGUGAGACUCUCCAUGGUAUAGUUCUCAAAAUGUUAUAAUUAAAAAAAAAUCUUAGGCUGUAGUGAAAUUGUAAUAUCCACAAUAUAUUUCCUUCCUCUUAUAAAGUUAUAAUUUACAAGAAAUGUAUUUUUCCCUCAAUUUUCAAUCUGUAAAAAAAUGUCUCUUGUUAUAAUAAAGGGCACCUGAGUGUCAUGA